This is a messenger RNA of Pedinophyceae sp. YPF-701, 1878 nucleotides long. The record is from the annotation of a GenBank genome assembly. Lineage: Eukaryota; Viridiplantae; Chlorophyta; Pedinophyceae.
AUGGAUAUCUCGCCGCGCGAGUCCACGGCGCCGGAAGGCGAGCCGUUCCCGCUGUUGGACCUCCCUGACCUGGCGCUCUACUCCGUGCUCCACCAGCUGGAGAAGAAGGACCGCGUGGCGCUCGCGCGCUGCAGCAGGAGCCUGAAGGGGGAGUAUCCGGACUGCGCGCGCGGCACCGUCUGCGUGGGCGGCGUCGGCGUCAGCAUCGGCUAUGCCAAACACCUCCAGGAGGCCUACGAGCAGCACGGGGGCGACGCGAUGGCGAUGCUGGAGCAGUUCGUCAGUGCGGGGCUGCACAGCGCGAUCCGGCAGCUCGACAUCAACUGCCGCGACGUCCCGACGUGUCUGUCGAGCCUCCCAGAGCUAGAGAGACUGACCAUAGCUGGGGAGGACCACUACCCCGUGCCGUACCUCGCGGAGGGCGGCCUGGCGAAGCUCCGCUACCUCCAGGUCCAGCUGAUGGUCGGCGCGCUGCCGGAGGGCCUCGAGUCGCUCGAGACGCUGCACCUCGUCAACUGCCCCGCGCUCAACGAGGAGGGCGCGUGGCUCCCGGAGAGCAGCAGCCGCAAGCUGAAGAAGCUGAGCGUGUCGGCGAUGCCGGUCCCGCGUAUCCCUGCGCACUGCCCGGCCCUCGAGACUCUGGAGUACUUGUGGGCGGACUGCGACGACAGCGAGACCUGGGUGCCGCCGAGCCUGCGCGGGCAGAUCCGCAAGCUCUCGCUGGCCGGCUUCGACCUGCCAGGCAUCCCGCCGGGGCUGUCGGCCCUCGAGGACCUGUUGAUCGAGACCCACGUCGAGCCUGAGAUGCUGCAAUCCUUUCCUCCUGAGGUGCUGUUGGGCGACGUCGACGACCUACCCGUUCUCCAGCUCCCGGCCCUGCCGGCGUCGAGCGUCGCGAACCUGCGCGUGCUGCACCUGGACGGCAUGGUCUUUGGGUCCGUGCCGGCAAACAUGUCGCGCCUGGAGGAGUGCACCUUCGCAAGCAGCUUCAGGCCGCUGGAGCUGCCCGACGACGACCACGCGUGGCUGCCGGCGUCGUCGCGGCGCUGCAUCCGCAAGCUGAGCGUCCGGAGCUCGAACGUCGCUGCCAUUCCAGAGGGCCUCGACUGCAUCGAGGAGCUCGACGUCUCGAGAUGCACGCCGCUGAGGCGGGCGGAGCUCAGCUGGCUGCCGGACGGCGCAGCGCGGCGCAUCCGAAAGCUCACGAUGGACAAAACCACGAUGGAACAGAUCCCCGACACCCUGACUCAGCUCCAGGAGCUGUACGCCGACGGCUGCAAGAACAUGGCGGGGCCUUUCUCCUUCCCAGACGCCGUGACGCAGAACCUCCGCGUACUCACCAUUAGGGACGCGGGCUUUAACCGCCUGCCCGCCGGGCUGUGCUCGCUGGAGAUCCUCGACAUCUCCGACAACCACCUCGACCCGGACUGGUACCCCGCCAGCGCCAGCAAGUCGCUCCGGGUCCUGCGUGCGCGCAACGUGGACACCGUCGAGGACGGCGACGCGGUGCGGCUGCCGGAUGGGCUGGCGCAGCUGGAGCUGCUCGACGUGGCGGACAGCAAGCUCGCAGGCGACUGGCUGCCGGAGAGCAGCCGCGGCGCGCUGACCGACCUGGCCAUGAGCGGCACUGAGGUGAAGGGCGUGCCCGGGGGGUGCGCGAGGCUGCAGCGCGUGGACGUGCGCGGGUGCGGCUUCGUGGCGAGCGGCGGCGCGUGGAUGCCGGCGUCGAGCACCGGGCAGCUGCGGGUGAUCUACGUGGGCAGCGAGGAGGUGCCGCGUGUGGAUGUGCCCGCGCACGUGGAGAUCAACACCGCGCCGGACGCGCCGGACUUCACGCCGUGUCUGACGCGCGAGAAGCCCUUCCUUCCGGGGACGUGA